AUGGCCGAUUCCCAUAAAUUUCACCCCGCCCUCACCAUCACCAACGUGAAGUCCCUUGUCCCGGUUACGUUGGAUAAUGAGAAGAGUAUGUAUCAUUCUUGGGCUGCCCUAUUCACAAAUCUCGCUAGGUUUCACGAUCUCUAUGAUCACUUGGUUCCACCAACGGAGGAGAUAGCCAAGGUUGCUUAUGACAAGGCAAAGUCCGCUGAUCUUGCUUUGUGGAAACGCCUUGAUGUCGCUGUUCUUCAAUGGAUUUACGGCACUAUCUCCUCUUACCUUCUACAUGCUAUCCUCAAACGUGAUGACACAGCCGAGGCGGCAUGGAAACGUCUUGAAGCUUUAUUCCAGGACAAUAAGGCUUCCCGGGCUACCCAUCUCGAAGAAGACUUCACAAAUGCUGUUUUCGAGGAUUACAAUUCUACUGACACUUACUGCAAUUACCUUCAAUCCCUUGCGGACAGACUUGCCGAUGCCGAUGCCCUGGUGUCGACUAGUAGGUUGGUUUUACGGCUCACCGGAUCUCUGCAGGAAGCUUUUAUUGGUAUCGUGGAUUUUAUCCAAAACCAAGAGCCGUUACCGUCAUUUGAAAGCUGUCGCCCAAGGUUGAAGAUGGCGGAGCGUACAAUUAAGUCGCGUACAAUUAAGUCUCGUACAGCACGCGAGUCCGGUGGCCCCGGGACCCGCACCGGCGCAGCAAUGGUGGCAGCAUCAUCUGACUCCCCUUCCUCUGUUUCCAAACGCAACAACAAUAAUAAAGGGCGCAACAACAAAAAUAAAGGGAAAGGGAAGGGCUCUGGUCAGUAA
Messenger RNA from Humulus lupulus (European hop), 804 nucleotides. RefSeq lists its product as uncharacterized. Lineage: Eukaryota; Viridiplantae; Streptophyta; Magnoliopsida; Rosales; Cannabaceae. The record is from RefSeq and is a predicted model, not a curated record. The coding region runs from base 1 to 804 and encodes 267 amino acids. The transcript has a single exon.